ACAAUUGCCUGUGGCUUGAUAGGAACCGGCCUCCCUCCAUUAAUCCCAUUAAUCAUUAACUAAUUGGGCUAGACGGAUAGAUGGGACCAGCCCUGUACCCUUGCAGGCCGGGCCUGGCUCCCCUGUGGGCCUGAAAAUCGGCCAUGGGCGUCGUCAAUGUUUCCCAUGCGUGCGCAGGCCUACAGGGCCCGAAUAACAUUGCAUGUUCGUUUUCGUUCGUUUUGGCCCAUUAAUUGUUGCCCCGGAUCCCACGGCGCCCCUUGCCCCCCCGUUGACGCUACAUGUGCGUGUGUGUGUUCGUGUGGUCACUGCGUGUUUCUGCCAUUCUCUGCGCCUUGUUCAUGCUGAAUCCUGCUACUGACGCCGCUGUUGUUUUGUCUGGCCACCUUCUUUGUUUCGAAGUCGCCUUUGAAUGGCCCCUCGAGCUUACUCACCUAAUAACCAGCCGUGCACUUGGAGACCGUCGCCUCCUUUCCUCGCUCUUCACCAUCUCAUCUUGGCCAGCUUCUCCCCCGUCGCAUCCUGUUCUGCGUUUUGCAACCGACGGGCACCGAAACAGUAACACGUCCACUCCAAUCGACCCGGCUGAGCUCUUGGAUUUUGGCUUCCGGAGAUCCGCUAGCAACAACCUGAAGGAUCCAUCUACGAGAACAAACGGGCCUAAACCCCGUGGCUGAACAUCAAUUAACGCGCUACACCCCAACCCACCCGAUUCAUCCACCCGUCUUCCAGGCCAACCGUUCCUCCCUUAACCAACAUACUU
Molecule: messenger RNA, 763 nt
Organism: Ilyonectria robusta
Lineage: Eukaryota; Fungi; Ascomycota; Sordariomycetes; Hypocreales; Nectriaceae
Exons: 1
Coding region: 282-677 (131 amino acids)
Source: RefSeq, a predicted model, not a curated record